Molecule: messenger RNA, 3085 nt
Organism: Drosophila novamexicana
Lineage: Eukaryota; Metazoa; Arthropoda; Insecta; Diptera; Drosophilidae
Exons: 1
Coding region: 95-1006 (303 amino acids)
Source: RefSeq, a predicted model, not a curated record
CGGCAUUUAUAACAGUUUUUGGAUAAGCUUUCGGUAAUGUCAAUUAAAUUUUAAAUUUAUUCCUUUUGUUAAUAAGCGUAAGCUAAUCUCUACAAUGCUAAGGAAUGCGGUCACGGGUGUUACCGUUCGGUCAAUAACGCGAUGUCAGCCGAAACAUAUACCCAAGAUCCAUUUCCAUUGCACUAACAGGUUGCGAGAAAAAUAUAAUCCCCGUCGCCCGCUGGACUGCCCAGUAUCAAAUACUGAAGAUUGCAAAACCUUUCUCUCAAAGCCAUGUCGCCCAACGGAUCCUCCAGUGCGGCCAUGCAGCGAGCAGGAUUGUCCAGAAAAACGAAAUGAGUCCUGUUGCGCGAGUAAGCGAAUUUCGAAUAACAUUUGUGAAAAGCCUGUCAAGGCAUCAGAGUUUAAAAGGAAGCCGGACAAGUUUAUAUCGAUGUGGGAAAAGAAAGUAAGUAAGGAGCGGGCAGGGAAUCUCGUAUGGGAUUAUCCACCCGAGUGUUGCCCCAUGUGCCCGGAUAUUCCCUUUGACGUGAUGUACUAUCGACCAUCGAACAAGUGUCGUCAGUUUCAGCGUACGUGGUGGGAAUGCUGUCCUCGAAUGGUGCCCAAGCGCGUCUGCUGCUGGUGCGAUUCCAUUCCGCCCGAGAUAUCACGGCGUUGCUUGCCUCUCUGUCCGCGUACCAGUUGCAUGCAGGGCCGUGACAAAAAACGUAUGGACUGCGUCAACCAGAAGGCCAAGGGCUGCCCUCGGCAAACCAUGCCGUGCUGUCGCGCGUCCCGCAUACCGCCUAACUGCCAAUUAACUCGUGAACCGACCGACUGUGUGAAGACCAAAUGCCCCUUCCCUAGUUACUCCGAAUGCGAUCGCAUGGACCCUGCUGUAGUAGCCGAACGUCCUCGGGAGUGCGGUUGCUCAAGCUUGAUAUCAAUAUGUGAAGCCUACCGCUUUCAGAACAGAAAGGAAAGGAUUUCCCAAAAAUACUGCUUUUGCCCCACUUGCGAAUAAAUUAAGUCCACUUAAACUAUACUGUAUUAUUUCCUCUCCGAUGCUAAAUAUGCAGUAUAGUUUAGAAGGAUUUUCUAUAUAUUUAAGGCCUGGGGCAAAAUGCUCAAGUGUGCAAUUCAGAAAAGAUAUUAACAAUAUAAAUGUUCUAAUACAAACAUUAUCUUUAUUUUAUUAUGCAGUUAUUCUCUUAAGUGUGUUAUAAAUUUCAAGCGAUAUCUAUAUUGAAUUUUUCUAGAAUUCUAUAACCUCCCUCGGUUCGGUCAUUAGCGAAAGAAUCUUCCAUUCUUCCGCUUGCGAACAACUUGUUUUAGAAUUUCACCCGAAGCCUUGUUGACUUCCUGAAGUGCUUGCGUUUGUCGAUGAUGGUUUGUUUUCCAGUUUUGGUUACAUUUUUACUCACGCGUCGCAAUAGCUCCUUUAGUUUCUGUAUACUGGAUUAAGACAAGAUUCCGUUUUAAGUUUUUCCCCUUAAUCCAAGCAGCCCCUGACAGUUACAUUAUUUAAUAGAAUAAUUUUCUUGUACUAGUCUACUGUAGCUCUUGAACUUUACAAAUUAUCGUAAGCUCUUAACUUAUCUUUGGAAAUUCUAAAUUUUCGGCACCAAAAUUUAUAUACAAAUAUUAUCAGCGCUUGUCUAUGAACUACAGCCGCUGUGAUGUCCCGUCUGUUUGGGAUAACUUAUUAUGUACGCUCAUUAUGUCGUUGCACCCUAGCCCCGCCCUCAUGGAUGCCUGUCAGACGGUGUAGUACCUCAGAGCAAAGUCCGCCGUUGGAUGGGGAAGUUCUGAGCGCUGAGGGCUUAUCUCAUCUCAAUGAACAUCAGAAUGCGAACAGGAUCGAAUUCCCACAUAAUGAAAAUGCUGUACCGAAGGAAACGUAUAGUAACAACAGCAAUGAAACAUACCAGGACCUAAGUAACGAAGAUCUGAACGCUGGAAGUAAUCUAAGCAAACAGAAUAGUAGCAUGAAUGCUUACAGUGACCAGCUCGGACAAACUAAUGAAUCUGAGUAUGAUCAGGAUGGACAGCUUCACAGCUCGGUGCUAUCAGAUUUUCCAGAUGAAUUAACCGAGACUUGGAGUGAACAGAAAAUGGAUCCGGAGCUGGAAAGAAAUGUGAAGUCUAUAAUACAGCUGUGCGGAACGCGAGAUGCCGAAAUAACAGACGAUAAUUGCAUCGGGGUCGAAGAAUUCCAUGUGCCAUUCAUAAAUAAAAUGAAUUUUGAUUCCGGCGAGAUGUUGGACGAAUACAUAAGCCAACAAGUCGAAUCUGAUGGUUCAGUUCGUAAUCCCUUGCAAGACAGUGCAGAUAAUGCAUAUUCAAUAGAUGCCUCUCAGAAGAACUUGCAGUCAAACAUUAACCAGAGCCCUAUCUCUACAGAUAAUUACGAGGCAGAUGGCGAAAUUCUUGGCUUAAGCCCAGGCAAGAAUCGGAAUGUGGACCUGCUUGAUAUCCAUGGCUAUAAGAGUGCCCAAGUCUACAAUAGCAUGAAAUACUCUGGCUGUAGGUCGCGGCACUGGAUGGGCCAAUCUGAAUACUGUGAGGCUCCAUGCCGAAUUGAUGGAUUACAUGACGGCAAGCUGAAAAUUCUGCAUCAAAAAGAAAAUCUUAGGCGCUUGUCUAAUAAAACUCCACAUGAUUCCCGUAGCCAAAACGACGGUUUCUAUCAAUCAAAGAACCCGGAGCCUUAUCAGCAGAAGGGCAGAGACGACAGUACCAUACCCUCUUAUAAGCCCUUUCGAACUAUUGAGGUGCCGAUAACAGUUCCAGACGCAAAGGAAGCGGCAAAAGCAACUAAAAAAUCUGAACAUCCAGAGAACGUUAAGUACGAAGGAGUUAAUCAAGAUGCUGACCUCGAUAAGAUUAAAAAAGCUGGCAAAACUGAAAUUGAGACAAAUAUGGAAGAUCCCGAUUCAAGGCAACUGAUGCGUUAUGCCCUUCUGCGAGCACUUCACAGACUGGAUUCUGGGACCGGUUAUUUUUCGGCUAAAAUUACUAUCACAGAGCCCUAGAAAGUUUUCAAGUCGUGUAAUUGGAUAUAAUUUUGCAUUACGUACAAAUAAAAUAAAAUUCUAGCUGA